UACGGAACUCUUCCAAUGGAAGUUUCACGGAGACCUCUUUAUAGGGAUGCAAUACUAAAGAAAAAAACUGUCAAACUUCUUUGUGCAGAAAAUUUGCAUUUUCACGUGUGUUUCACCUUGAGCUGAGGUAGUUUGGAGGAAAUUUCGUUGCCAAGAAAUACGUGGACAAUGCCAAGGAGUGCAUCCGUGUAAUGGGAAAGGAACUUCAUGCAAACGACGCAAUGAGUGCGAUUAUGGAGCCAAUGGACUUCACGUCAUCCUCCUCACCAGUGGAGAUGUGUGACCUGAAGGAUGCAAUGGAGUCCGAGUUGAAGCACGAUGAGCCACCAAUGAGCUCAAUUUCAAUGCAAGCUGAUGUGGAUGUGCACAAAAGUACGAAGAAGCACCAGAGUUUUCUGCUUCUAGACGACCAGGAGCGUCUCAGUGUCCCCUCAGCGGAGGCCUUUGCGAAGCACUUGAAGUGCCCCCGAAACACGAAUAUAAAGGUUGUGUCGAUUUUUGGGAAUACAGGCGAUGGGAAGUCUCACACGAUGAAUCAUACCUUCUUCGGGGGUGCGGAUGUGUUUAAGACAUCUCCGGAGCAGAGUUCGUGCACAAUGGGUGUGUGGGCAGCACUUCAGGCAGAUCUGGGGAUACUCUGCUUGGACACGGAGGGUAUGUUGGGGAUUAAAGUUGAGGAGCACCAACGCACACGAAUGCUGCUCAAAGUUCUCGCCAUAUCGGACAUUGUGAUCUACAGGACGCGUUCGGAGCGUCUGCACAAUGAUAUGUUUAGAUUCCUCGGGAAUGCCUCACACGCAUUUACGCGUCACUUCUCCGAAGCUCUGCAGGCACUCAAUCUCCCGGGGCCACCAUCCUCCCUCGGGCCUGCCAUUAUAAUCUUCCACGAGACGUGCAAUACAAUCCCCCUGAGGGCGACCGUGGACACAAGUCCUGAAGAUAUUCUGAGGCAGACUUUUGGGCAACUCAGCAUGACCCUGGAUGCCUUCAGUUCGCUCAAAUACGUUGGCAUUCAAACAACUAAACCCCCCACAAGCUACGAUUCCCUCAGGACGGCGGUUAAUUUUGAGGUGAACAACACAACGGUGCGCUCAGCAAGGCAACCGAGUGUUGUCUACCAAGCCCUCCAUGCGCUGAAUGCCAAAUUUUCCGGCACAAUCAAUGAGAAACCCAUCAAUCCCUUCCUGGAGCAGUAUUUUGCAUGCACCGCCCAAUGUGGCUCAUGCGAGCAGCGCUGUGAACGAUCCAUGGGGCACACGAGUGACCACAAGACGUCCAAUCGGUGCCAGUACCAACAUCAAUUUGCCAAUAAAGUCUUUCUCUGCCGACAGUGCCUCAAUAAUGGACGAGAGGUUAUUGUUAACAUAACGACGCAAUCACAAACGGAAUCUUCAUGGUUGGGCUUGGCAAAGUACGCUUGGAGUGGAUCUGUGAUUGAGUGCAGGAAUUGUGGGGAGAUCUAUCGCUCGCGGCAGUAUUGGUACGGCAACAAAUCCCCCGAAGAUUACGCCGUCAAGUCUGAGAUUGUUCACGUGUGGCAGGGCAGUGAGCACGGUAUGCAGAAUCAGACGUAUUCAGCACAAAUGCUACUAGAUGGGGUCUCCUAUCUCGCGGAGACUGUUUCCAAUCUCAGUGCACAGCCAUCGAAAGCCAUCACAGACUGGGCAACGGAUAAAAUUGCACCAGACUAUUGGGUUCCAAAUGCUCAAAUUAUUCACUGCCACAAUUGCAAUGAAAACUUCGAAAUGUCCAAAUUGCCAAAGCAUCACUGUCGCCGUUGCGGAAAGGGUUUCUGCAGUGCGUGCUCAAACUACGAGAUGCCCGUACCGGAACGUGGAUGGACAGAACCGGUGCGGGUGUGCAAAUCAUGCAAGGAUGAGCUUGUUAAAUUGGAGAAAGCAGAAACUAAUCAAAGAGAAUCUUCACCUGUUGUAGGCGGAUACUGUGGGCCUAUUAAUGAUGCAAACAUACGUGCCAGACGUGUGGGUGAGGCCGUAAUCAGUACCUUGUCAUCUGUUGCAUCCGUUCUGGAGUAUCCCAAAGACUUUAUAAAGGAUUCCGCUCGACCAUCGUACUGGGUGUCGGAUGCGGAGGCAAAAAGCUGUGCAAUAUGUAACAUGGUCUUUGGCUCCAUUGAGAAGCUCUCACUGAGUGGCGGCAGCAAUGAAUCCGGUGGCAGCAGUAGCAGCAGCCCGGCACGCAGUGCAGCACUACUCGAUCGCGAUCGUAGGCGCCAUCAUUGUCGCUCCUGCGGCUCUGGCGUGUGCAACAAUUGCUCCCGCGGACGGCGUCCAGUGCCCAAUCGUGGGUGGACUGGUGAUGUCCGGGUGUGCAAUAAUUGCAUCAAUUUGGCAGACUGAAUCGUGGCGCCCCCGUCUUCUAUGCAUACUCGUCUGUGUGAUCGAAAAUCUGAGAAAUGGUUCUAUUUUUUUCAAUAUUAUUAUUUUGGGCUAUUCCGGAAAGUAGAUUUUAACGAAUGCUUUGCGCGUGAGCUUUUCUUUAAAUUCUUUCCAUUCCAAAAAAAGGGACACGAAAAUAUCAUUUUAUCAUUUUUUUAAUAUUUUUCUUUCAACUUUUUUUUUCUCUAAACAAAUUAAAACAAAAAUAGUUUAUAAGACAUGCCAAUGUUUUAGUGACGGGCAUAACGUAGCGUGUAAUAAAGAAGUUGCGUUAAAUUUUUAAAGAAA
Molecule: messenger RNA, 2687 nt
Organism: Lutzomyia longipalpis
Lineage: Eukaryota; Metazoa; Arthropoda; Insecta; Diptera; Psychodidae
Product: zinc finger FYVE domain-containing protein 1-like
Exons: 6
Coding region: 192-2360 (722 amino acids)
Molecular function (GO): metal ion binding
Source: RefSeq, a predicted model, not a curated record